Messenger RNA from Xylona heveae TC161, 479 nucleotides. RefSeq lists its product as hypothetical. The transcript has a single exon. Lineage: Eukaryota; Fungi; Ascomycota; Xylonomycetes; Xylonales; Xylonaceae. The record is from RefSeq and is a predicted model, not a curated record. Bases 91 to 351 code for a protein of 86 amino acids.
CGUCUUUUUCAUUUCCCUCUCCGGCAUAUUCGCUUUCCUUGUCUCUCGCUGGCGAAGACAGGCAAUAUCCUCAAUGUUUCUUUUUUUUCCAUGUUUUCUUAUGUCUCUUAUUCCCGUUCCUCUCCAUCCUUCUAUCCUCUUCCUCUGUCUCGUUUCCCUUUGCUUGCCAGUCCUAUUUUCCUGCAUAAUACCAAUUUACCAAACGGCAUGCUGCAUUUUUUCCUGGGGAUAUCAUUUAUCACGGUUAUGCGCAUGAAGUCUAUUAUCUUAGUCUGCUCCGAAGUAUACGCGGAUCGUGUUUAUCGUCACGAUAUGGUGGUUAUGCGUAUAGCUUUUUAUCAUCACAGCUAAUGGAGAGAUUUCUUUUCUUGUAUCAGUACAAAAGCAAUACGACUUUGUUAUAAAAUUAAAAGUGAAAAGUCUUUUUGUGGUUGGCGUGCAGAUUUGUCAGUAGUGCUCUUUCAAGGUCUAUCGGCUUG